Messenger RNA from Amoebophrya sp. A120, 6928 nucleotides. Lineage: Eukaryota; Dinophyceae; Syndiniales; Amoebophryaceae. The record is from the annotation of a GenBank genome assembly.
CUCGAUGGGUAAUUAUGUCGUUUCGUACUGCUAAGUACGGCAGUCCGUUCUUUUGCUAAGUAGAUUCUUGAAAACUCAAGAUGUCCUCGCCAGCAACACCUACAGCGUCGCCCGGCCUUCCACCCUCUCCGAGCAAAAUCGCCCUCCGCGGUACGCCCUGUCCGUUCACCGCUGCAGACCUCGAUCGGUUCGAAGACCGCUACGAGAAAGCGAGACGAUUGGCGAGUGGCGACGGGAAUAUCUCUCCCGCGAGCCGGCACAGCGGCACGGUUUCCAGCCCCGGAGACCAUGAUGGUGCUUGCACAAGUCCAGGAGCAACUACAAGCGGUACUGGUAAUAAUAGGUUGCUCCUGCAGCCGGGGCUUUCGAAAUACGAUUUGCAGCAGGACCGAAUCGGGAAAAUUGUCGAGAAACUACUGGGCGACGUGCCGAGCCUGGGACGAGAGAACAGGAACACUACGGGUACCGGCGAUGACGACGAGAACAAGUUUUUGCUCGAUCAUGCUUUGUGCUUCGUGUGCCCGAAUCCGGACCACAAGUCGUUUUUGAAAUCGCACCCGGAGGGGGAGAAGAAUUCUUACGUGUCCUUGGAGAAAGCCCGCGACUGGUACGAAAAGAUUUUUCCCUCCAACGAUUUAGAGUUGAAAUCCGCCUUCGAGAAAGCGUUUCUGAAGCUUCCAGCUGUAGGGAAUUUUGGUUCACCGGCUGGAGCAGGCGGUGGUAUACUUUCAAGCUCACUUGUGGAAACGGGAACUUCCACUACUGUGGAUUCGACGACAGAAGAGAACCACACUACUUCCGGUGCAACUAGUACACUGGGCGGAGGGCCUGCGGCGACCACCCAGCAGACCAAAAUUUACCCCACGACAGGAGGCGGAGCUGCGACACACGGCCACGAUCAUUUUUCUCAAAAUCAUCUCCCCCCGAAUAAACAGCUCCGCCGGUUCGCGAACGGAGGUCAGGGCGCGCCGGGUGUUCAGUUCACGCAGAGCAAGGACAGAAAUUCCGUUUCGAGUUCAUCCGGCAGCCCGAUGAAGAUCGUCCCCUUUUACAUGCAGUGCGAGAAUCCGAAGGAAAAAUGCAAGGAUUUUCUCACUUUGGUCCGCAACACGAUAGUGUACUUGCUCGUGCAGAAGUGCGAGUACACGGUUUGCCAGCACUACUCCCCGGAUGCGCGGUACAUUUACAUUCUCAUCGCUGCGGAUUUAACGGAUUUGAAGAAGCAGGCGGAGGCGAGGUCGGUGUUGACCAAGGUGCACUGGGAGCGGGUAGACCCGGAGGCGUUUGAGCCGCAUGACCGGGCAUACCGGCCGUUGAUCGAGCACUUCAUGCAGGCCAAGGACAAGGACGUGCUGGAAGCGUAUAAGAAGGUACUGGUGAUGAAGAUGAAAAAGGGUUUUGUUCAAGAAAAAAUUGUGAUGCACUUGGGAUAAUCAUAAGUAAUUCAUUGUGCGGCUCCUGCUCCCGGGCGGAACGUUUCAUAGCGAACUGUUCGAGAACACGAAACCCCAUCGCAAAAAACACAGAUGGUGGGGAAUUUCGAGGCGAAUUGGCAAUCCGUCCCGCCCGAAAUCGCUUUCUACCACCAAACAAAAUUAUCGCGAAGGCAGAAGGUGAAGGGGCUGAAAAAGGAAGACAUCACUGGCACCGGCGUCGACGCGAAACCUACGUUAGCCGGUGUGACAAAGGCGCUCGCGGGGUUUCUCAGUCCGAAAAAGAAGAAAUCCCAGAGAGCUUCCGAGGAUGAUUUGGAAAAUAAUAAUGACACCGCUUCUUCCUCGGCGGAAUCUGCGGCCGAAAGUUCCGCCCAAAAGCCCCCGGCGGUAGUUCCUGCCGCGAUUGUGAAACCACCGAAAAUUUUUACCAGUAGUCAACAACAUCAGACCGACACUAGCGGUGCCACGCCGACGAAUAAUAGAAAACCACUUCGCGAUGGGACACAGUUCCGAUCCAAUUCGGUGUUGGAGUUCGUCAUUGAGAAGACCGCGCUCCUUUCCGAUGACAACAAGUGGCAGGAGGUGCGCAAAGCGUAUCUGCUUUACCUGGAGUACCGGGCCCGGGGACUGACCAGCUUCCGGGCCAUGCACGAGGCGAACCGUGAUUUAGGCUUGUUGAAGACGAACAUUGAGCUGCAAAACCUCUGGAACCGGCUCGGGUUCAACGCCGGACCGCUACACGUCGCCCUGCCCUUUACGAACCAGCGGGAGCACGUGCCCUGGUCCCGGUUUCAGGUCCGGAACCAACAGAACGAGUUGCUCGAAACGCCCUUUUCCGCCGCGGAACGACUGAAGAUCAUGUGCAACACGAUUGAAAAGUAUCUGGAUUUGCCGGAUUUGAUCUGCCUGCACGGCGGCUUGUUCCUCCAGGACUACUUUCCCAUCGACGAUUUGGAACUGAAGGAACUCUCCAUGGUUUCCUACGAGGAGUACCUGUUCCGGGGCGACUUUGUGUACUCCAGUUUGAAGUCCGAGCCCUUAAUCCAAAGCCGGUAUUUCGUGAAGGCACCUCCUCCUGGAACUGGUACAGCAUCUUCCCCUGACGGCGACGGCAACAUUCAGAAGACGGGAACAUCAUCAAGUUGUUCCGAACAGGAAAGACUUCUCCGGAUGACGAAUCGCAUGAAGCACAAUUUGACGUUUAAACAGUUGAAGCAGUUCGAGGACUCUGUUUCGCUGAUGAAGAACGAUUUGCACCUUAACCGUAUGAAGGGACUGGCGAACUUUCCGUGGUACCAGGAAUUCCCCAAGUCCGCCGGUGGCGUCGUCUUGCAGCCGGGGAUCAAUUUUUUCUCGGAGGAGAUUGUGCAGAAUAGCGUGAACGGUCCAGGGUGCUUCAAAUUCGGUUUUAGUGGGCGGGGGCGGAAAAUGGUAGACGGGGAAGAGGAGCAGGAGAAAGCUAGCACUAGUUUGGCCUUGAGCGUAAAAGGAGACCGCCGCGACGGGACCGUAAUUACAGGAGCAGCCGCCGAGGAGGAUCUUCAAACCGACCCUUUUUCCGACUUCCUGCUCCGCCUCCGAUCGGGCGAGAUGGCUUCUCUCGGGUUCAAGUGGCCGGGCGCGUUCGCGAACUAUUGGUCUAUUGCGAUGGAGCACGAGUAUUAUGGGCAGAAGAUCGCCCUGUAUUUCCUCUUCGCGCGCUACAUGACCGUGGGGCUGUUAGUCCCCGUGUAUUUCGGGAUUCUCGCCACCAUUUUCCAGAUCGUCGCCGGGUUCUACUGGACGGGGUAUGAAGAGCAGCGGAACUGCUCGGCGAUGAUCAUGCUGGCGAACGCGUGCUUCCUUUCCGUCUGGUCCAGCAACUGCGUGGACGGGUGGGUGAAGGUGGAGAAUACAAAACUCCUCCAGCUCCACGGGGUGCUGCCCACCAUCGCCCAGCGACACGCGGCUAGCAUCGUCCCGGUACCCAGAAAGCGGUUCCGGGGACAGAAAAUCAAGUCGCCGAUCUCGGGGGACGAGGGAUAUUACAAGGAAAAAUGCCCCCACCCCCAAAGUUAGAAUAAUUUGUGAUGCAAAGUUUCCAAAUGAAAACUUUUUGUCAUGCAUGAAAGGACUAUGAAUCUAAUCUUUCUGGUGCAGAGUCUAGGCGUAUAUCGCAUUGCUUGCAUGACAAGCGCCGCUCUUGCUGGGAUCUUGCGCAAUACAAAUUUUUUCUAUUCACGAUUGGAAGUCUGUGAUGCUGAUAGAUACAAGAGGGCGAUUGUUUCAUUUGCAAAGGUUUGCAAUACAAAUGCUCCCAAGUUCGGUGGUGGGGGCAUUUUUCACUGUAAUAAGGGAGAGCUGUACUUCGCGAGCUGGAUCAAGAAACUGCGGUCCAUGAUCUCGAACUUGGUUUCGCUCAGCGCGAUUGCCGCGGUCAUGGUAUUACAGUGAAAAAUGUCCCCACCCCGGAAUUUGAAAAAGUUUGUCAUGCAAAGUUUCCAAAUGAAAGUUUUUUGUCUUGCAUGAAGGGAUUGCGCGCCUUUCUGAUGCAGAAUCUAGGUUCGCAAGGGGUCUUUUGCAUCACAGACCCGGCUGCUGUUGGGGUCUUUUGCAAUACAAAUUUUUGCUAUUCGCGAUUGGAAACCUGUGAUGGUGAUAGAUGCAAGGGGGCGAAUGUUUGAUUUGGAAAGGUUUGCAAUACAAAUGCUCCCAAGUUCGGGGGUGGAGGCAUUUUUCACUGUAAUACAUGGUGGCGGUGGUUUUGAUCUCGGCUUUGCGGAUCAAGAUCGCCAAGUACUGCACGAUCAUCCUCUUCGACUACCACUACAACUACGCGCAGUCUUUGGUCGGCGCGAUCAACGCGGUGGUGAUUCUGAUUUUCAACUACGUCUACGCGAUCGUCGCGUUGUGGUUGACGCAGUUCGAGAACCACAGACUGUACUCCUCCUUCCUGGAUUCCUACGCGUUCAAAACCGCGGCGUUCAACUUUUUGAAUUGCUACUCCUCGUUGAUUAUGCAUUGCAAAUAUAUCUGGGUCUGGAAGGUUGGAACUUGUGAUGCUAACUUUGGACUCUAUAAAAGAUCUGUAUUGCGUGACCAGCAAAAGAGAAGUCCAGUUUGUGCUACGCGGGGAGGGCAUUUGUCAUGCGGAGUAGGCAUCUGGAAGGUCUCUAAAAAUCAGUGAUGUUAGGUCAUGCAUUACAGACAUCCUGGGUCAUGCCAAAUAUGCAUGACAAAUCUCGCAAUCUCCUAGACCCAGACACUUUUACAUUUGAUAUUGAUUUACUACGCCUUCUUCAUGAUGGCGUUGGAGGACGAGAAAAAUCAGGGGGAAGAUGUUGACCCAGCGACAGCACGCGUUUUGAACUACCCAAGUGAAGCAGGACCACCAGCGGGGACUACAAGUUCCUUCCUGCAGCAAGGCGCAUAUUUCUUCGGCGGCGACUGGGUCGAGAAGGUGUUUGACUUUUUCUCCUCAAGUAGAACGCCGGCAGUUGAUGUGCAGCAGCAAGUUCUUGAGACUGCAACUUCACCUUCCCGGAGGUUCCUCUCGGCCGAGGAUGAGUCCAUCUGCGCGCACAUUGAGCCCUCGUUGAUUUUCGGGGUGACUUGCGCAGUUGGGCUCACGAACCGGUAUUUGGUUUCUUUGAUCUUCGUUUUCGCGGCCCGCAACAUCAUCGAGCUGGCGCAGCCAAUUCUGAUGCAGUGGUACCGAGAGAGGGUUUUCAAGUCCGGGUUUAAAGAGACUGAGGAGGAGAAGAAGUGCGAAGCAACAGGAGGAGUAGAGCAAAUGACAAAUGUGCAGAAUGACCACGAGUCGAGCCCCUCGAUCGUCAGUCUGAAGCAGGAGAAAGAGCAAACAACUUCCGCCAAAGACCACGACGAAGACCACACGACCAGCCAGAGCGAUCCGCGAAAAGCCUCCAAAGCCAGCUCGAAUUCGUUGCUGGGUGCGGUGAAAACUAAAUCAAGUGUAGAUUCCGCAAACGACGACGAUGAGGAAAAUGGAAACAAUUAUGCGGAACAAAAGCAGAAGCAGCUAUCGAAAGAAGAAAUCACGCGGCAAAAACUCCAAUUUACGCUCGAAACCGCCCACCGGCAAACCCUCCAAGACCCCUAUGGGGAGCGGGAAAUGGCCUUCGACGGCUCGAUCGAGGACUUCACGGAGAUUGCCGUGAUGUUUGGCUUUCUCGUGCUGUUCUCCAUUUCCUGUCCGCUGGUCGCGAUCUUGUCCUUUCUUGCACUGGUGUGCGAAAUUUUUGUGGACGACUGGAAAAUUAAGUACUUGGUUCGCCGCCCGGUCCCGGUCGGCGCGGAGUUUGGGAUUGGGAUUUGGACCAAGGUGUUCCGCGGGAUCGUUUAUGCCUCCAUCCCCUUCAACGCUUGCCUCUUGGUCGUCAUAUGGAGAGAAAAAAGUUUGUUACAGUCACUAACUUGGAGGCUUUGCAUUACAAAUUUUCGUAGCAUCGCAGCUUUUCCUUGUGUUGCAGAAACACUAAGGGAAAUCCCGUAUGAAGUUUGGCUGUCAUGCAUUUUUACGCAUGACAGGCAUUUUUUGUAUUGCAAAAAUGCCCAUGAGUGCUCGUGACGAGCUUUUUUCUUUUGAUACGUCACCGCGGAGUUGUAUAAAUUCGAGGGCUAUGGAUUGCAAAAAUGUCUGGGUCUGGAAGAAUGCAACCUGUGAUGCAUGUUGCGCAUCAUACAAAAAUCUGUGUUGCGUGACUUGCAAAAGGUGCUCAUUUCUGGCCAUGCUGAGGGGGCAUUUCUUAUGCAGAACAGGCAUCACAAAGGGGCUGCAGAUCCUGUGAUGCUAGGUCCUGCAUUCCAGACUUAGUGGAGCUUGGAAAAACUGCAUGACAAAUCUCGGAAUCUUCCAGACCCAGACAUUUUUACAUUUGAUACGGGCUUUCUGAAGCACCUCACGGGGGAAGAUCCGAACCCCAUCGCGGUGUGGUUUCUGGUCGCGUUUUUCCUCGGGAUGGUGAAGAUUGUCGUGGAAGCGAUGCUCGCGCCCAACGACACGGAGUCGCAGGAGCAGGUGCUGAGUGCAAGGUUGCAACUGCACGUGGACAAGUUAACCUUGCCCUUGAAGUCGAAAAAAUCUGACUUGACCUCGGUGGAAGAGACGACGGACUUCGUCGUGCAGCCGUGGCCCGCCGCGUAAACAGGGGCAGAACGUGCUGCGGCCGAGAAGUGAGUUUAAUUCCAGUAGUAGCAGAGAACUACUCAUCUGGUGUUGAUGCGGAGCUGCUUCCCUGUACAGGGGCAGAUUUUGUUUCGCUCUCAGUGACAAAUGAAAACGAAUUUAUUAUGAUAGGCCAGCAUUUGCAUUAUGUCAAAACAACAACGGAUCAUCCUCUGUGAGUUCUUCGAGGCGCUAAUAAGAUCAAUGGAUUUGCGCACCAGAGCAGGUAGAAAGAAGUAGGUUCUUAUAACAUGCAAAAUCCUCCAUUAAAGAGCAUGCGCAACAAGUAGCAGCUGAUGGCGAUCGUAUGCGAGUCAUUUACGAG